Molecule: messenger RNA, 630 nt
Organism: Menidia menidia (Atlantic silverside)
Lineage: Eukaryota; Metazoa; Chordata; Actinopteri; Atheriniformes; Atherinopsidae
Source: the annotation of a GenBank genome assembly
AUGAGAAGUCUGCGGUUCUUCGUCCUGCUUGUGAGCAUCACCUGCCGUCCGGGCCUCUCACAGGAUGUAAGUGGAACUCCUAAAGAGGCAGAAAUCAACAACAACAUCACCAUCUUCACUCGGAUCCUGGACGGACUGCUGGACGGCUAUGACAACAGACUCCGCCCAGGAUUGGGAGAGAAGGUGACAGAAAUCAAAACCAACAUCUUUGUCACAAGCUUUGGUCCAGUGUCUGACACUGAAAUGGAAUACACCAUUGACGUGUUCUUCCGUCAAAGCUGGAAAGAUGAAAGGCUUUGCUUCAAAGGCCCCAUGGAGAUGUUGCCCCUGAACAACCUGCUGGCCAGCAACAUCUGGACCCCCGACACCUUCUUCCUCAACGGGAAAAAGUCCAUCGCCCACAACAUGACCACGCCGAACAAGCUGCUGCGGCUCAAAGACGACGGGACGCUUCUGUACACCAUGAGGCUCACUAUCUCUGCGGAGUGUCCCAUGCAGUUGGAAGAUUUUCCAAUGGAUGCCCACGCCUGUCCCCUUAAAUUCGGAAGCUGUGAUCCCGGGCCACUGAGGCAGAACUCCCCAUACGGGAUGCUGACGCUUAUCUGGGACCGCUCUGUGGACUUAGUUUAA